Messenger RNA from Eutrema salsugineum, 321 nucleotides. RefSeq names its product auxin-induced protein 15A. NCBI's taxonomy places the organism in Eukaryota, Viridiplantae, Streptophyta, Magnoliopsida, Brassicales, Brassicaceae. The coding region runs from base 1 to 321 and encodes 106 amino acids. The record is from RefSeq and is a predicted model, not a curated record. Gene Ontology annotation, biological process: response to auxin. The transcript has a single exon.
AUGGGUUUGAUGCGAUCGAUCAUUCCAAACGGGAAGCAACUUUUAAAGUCACAAUCUUCGAAGAACAGAAAACAAUCUCCAUCAUCACCAAAUUUAGAUUUUGUUCCAAAGGGCCAUGUCGCAGUUUAUGUAGGAGAACAAGUGGAUAAGAAGAGGUUUGUGGUUCCCAUAUCGUACUUAAACCAUCCUCUCUUCAGAUAUUUUCUUCGAUGCGCUGAGGAAGAGUUCGGCUUCAACCACCCAAUGGGUGGCUUGACGAUCCCUUGUAAGGAAGAAACAUUUUGUAGUUACUAUCUCGUUGUUUCUCAAUUGUAUCGAUGA